Messenger RNA from Aaosphaeria arxii CBS 175.79, 1611 nucleotides. RefSeq lists its product as uncharacterized. Bases 1 to 1611 code for a protein of 536 amino acids. The record is from RefSeq and is a predicted model, not a curated record. NCBI's taxonomy places the organism in Eukaryota, Fungi, Ascomycota, Dothideomycetes, Pleosporales. The transcript is spliced from 4 exons.
AUGGCGUCCGGAACCAUGCAAUAUGCGACCCGCCAGGACUGGCAAGACAUAAUGAAAAACAGAUCCCGUCUGAAGAUGCAUGAAUUGAUCGAACGGCUGGGACUGCGUGCGAAAUGGAGCUCCAACAAGCGCGGCAAAACCAAUUUCGAUAGUCCCCUGGUGAAAGAGCUAGUACUGGAUAUGACCAACAUUGUCUCGGAGCUGCCCAAGGAUCCGGAUGAGCUGGUUGAGAUCUUGGGGGCUCCUGAUAGUCUGCGUGCGGAAACAGAUCAUCUUUUGAACAAACAUGGGGCGGCGAUUUGGGGCAGAAUGGGUAACAGGGACCAUUUGGUCAAGAUGGGAGAGCCAGAUAUUGAACCGUUCUACUAUCCUCGAGAUCUUUACUUUGACAAUGAGGAGGAUCGUGAACUCAUACGGACGGUCCUACAUUGGUGGAUCGGCCUGAAGGCAUGCAAUGUCAUCCAUGCGCGUGGACGGCUGGAUCGUGAGCGAAAGAAAAAGGAGGAUAGAAUUAAAUUCAAAGAUGAGCAUCCAAGUCCAAUGGACAUCAUUCCACCAGUGUUGAUCGCGCCUGCACUUCCACAUGGAUAUCCUAUGGAUCACAGGAGGCCUCCUAUUCAGUUCUCCAAUCACAGUGCUGCUACUUAUGGACAUCCUCCGCGCCAUAUGCAAGUCCUCAGGCUCGACACAGCACCUCACGGUCAAUACACUCCUUCAACCAGUGCAAGCCCAUUACCAUCGAGUGACAGUCCGAUAACUUCGUCACAAGGGCAUAGUACACUCCCAUGGCGGAUAAGCCCUCUCUCACACCAAUCGCAAAAUGGUCCAGCAACAGAUCAUGGCCCACGACAUCCACCACCACCGCCACCACCACCGAUACAGCACCCACCAGCCAUCGCACCUCAUCAGCAUCCGACACGCUCACUUCCUCCUUUGGUAAAUCGAAUAAGUUCCGAACUAAAUACAUUAGCAUCCAACUUUCUUGAAGAUAGACCACUACCCCCUUCAAACAUGCCCCCGCAACCUCCAACGGUCCGCACCCUCGACCCUGAACUUCUUUACGCGUUCCGUAAAUACAUAUACCCGACAGAGAAUGGGCCGCGGUGGGAUGAAAGCAUACUUCUUCGGCGUCUUGAGACUGCCUGGAGAGAUGACGUCCGACCCUCGCAUGCCCGCACCGCCAUCAACAAUGUGCCCCUUUUUGCCGCGCACGAUCGCGUGUUCCUUGUAUGGAUCGAACUUCGCAGACACCUUGCGGAUCUCGAGGUGGCAGGUAAAUUAUGGCAACAAGAAACGAAAACCCAAGAAGAGAUCGACGCACGCGUUCAGCAACACAAGACGCUCAUGAGCGCAAGUCGGGACAUCGUACGCAGCUGGGACGAAAUAGCCCAAACCAUCAACCUGCUCUGGGCUCCAGAGGGGCUCAACACUGACGGCCUGCUGGUACAGGCAUUUGGAGUGCUCGCUGGGCAGAGGAACGCAGACAUUAUUGCUUGGGGACCUUUGGGUGUCGAAGAGACAAUAAGGUGGCUGGAUGCUCACGUAAAAGAGAAUGCCGCGGAAGAGAAACGGGGCGAAGAGCUGUAUGAACUCAAAGGGGAGACUAGAUGA